AUGGAGGACAGACGAAGCCGACCGCAGCUGCAGGGGCCGCUGCUUCAGGGUCCAGGAGAGAAGGCGGUGGCGACAGUAGCAGCAGCAGCGGCGGCGGCAGCUGCAGCAAAAGAUGCAGCCGCCGCAGCAGCAAACCCAAAGCUCCCACGCCGUCCUCCAGGUCCGUCUCCUGAGUUAAUUCGGCGGAAGUUGGAACAAGUCAUGAGCAGCCGUGAAGUCUUCAGGCGAAGUGCCUCUGCAUCCUUCAGGCAGUUUGAUUCGCGGAACUGUGGUCAUCUUCGCUUUUCGGAGGUCGCAGCACUCGUCAGUCGCCUCUGUGUGAACUUGCAACUGCCCCCAGUAGACGAAAAGGCACUACGGCAAAUCUUCAAUGCUUUCGAUUCUUCGGGCAGAGGUUUCUUAGAGCUCGAGGAUUUCUGCAGAAUGUAUUGGGAAAUUCUUUCUCGUGUCCGUGAAAAAUAUUACCCAGAAAAAACUAUGAAAGUCCGUCGCUCCCUCUUCGUCGGGCGCCGAAACUUAGCACAAACAGGACUUGCGAUCACAGAUCUGUUUACGUUUGUAAAGAAGCUGGGCUCUGGUUCCUUCGGAGAUGUUCAUCGAGUCAUUGAGAAAAGUAGCGGUCUGGAAAGGGUAAUAAAGACGAUUAACCGCGACAGGAGUCAAGUGCCUCGCGAGCAGAUUGAAGCGGAGAUUGAAGUGUUGAAAUCGUUGGACCAUCCCAACAUUAUUAAAAUAUUCGAAGUCUUUGAGGACUAUCACAAUGUGUACAUCGUUAUGGAGACAUGUGAGGGAGGAGAGCUGCUGCAGCGCCUCGUUGAUGCAGAGAGUCGGGGCAGCGCUCUGACGGAGAAGAGCGUCAGCGUUAUCAUGAGACAACUCAUGAAUGCUCUCGCCUACUUCCACAGUAAACACGUGGCUCACAAAGACCUGAAACCUGAAAACAUUUUGUUCCAAGACAAAUCCCCCGACUCCCCCAUCAAAGUAAUCGACUUUGGCACUGCGCUGUACAUGGCCCCAGAAGUCUUCAUGCGCAACGUUUCCCUUAAAUGCGACGUCUGGUCUGCUGGAGUCGUGAUGUACUUCUUGCUGACGGGUUGUCUUCCUUUUACGGGUGCCAGUAUUGAGGAAGUCAAAUACAAGGUUUGUAAUUGCGAACCACAUUAUUCACGGGAAUGUGCGCAUCUGACUAAAGAAGCAGUAUCGCUCAUUAAGUGGAUGCUUGUCAAGCCGGAACAAGAUCGCCCGACAGCAACGGAAGUCUUAAAACAUCCCUGGUUCAAACAGGCAGAUUUGAAAGACAUCCAAAUAUCCCCCAUCAUAUGCGAGAACAUGAAGAAAUACAUGCGGCAGUCGCAUUUGAAGAAUGCGCUAGUCAACUUGAUGGUCCACCAGCUAAAUGUAACGGGACCUCAAAUCCGUCAGAUUAACGAAAUAUUCCGCAAACUGGACAAAGAUGGCGAUGGGACAAUAUCUCAUUGCGAAUUGACUGAAGGUCUUGCCCAGGUUGGGCUUCCCCAGUGGGACAUCAACAGGAUCAUUCAAUCUAUUGACGUCGACGACUCAGGAAACGUCUCGUAUACAGCAUGUUACUCAUGGAAAGAAUCGGAGCUCAACGUUAUCUGGACUGCUUUUCAAAAGAUGGACAAGGAUGGAGAUGGGAAGAUCUCUGUCCCGGAAUUUGAAGCAGUUCUUGGUGGAGACGAUUACCGUUUAGUCCCAAAGGAUACAAUAAAGGCACUCGUUGCCCAGAUAGACAAGAAUGGUGAUGGCCAGUUUUUGGCUACGCCACACGAAGAGUACCGCUGCUGCGACCUUCGUGUUUUAGCCACGAGGUCCUCCAGUUGCCGUUUGCCGCUCACUUGUUUGUAUGAUGCUCACUGUAUCGCAAUUGUUUACCUGCCUUCGCCAAUUCGGCGUAGUCUGCUGGUCACCGGGCCUGUCAAGAUGAGGCAACGCCAACCCACCAAUUCAAAGGCCUUCGAAAGCUCCUCGGAGCCGCAUGAAAAUCCGGGUGAGCCUGAAGACACGGGAUCCCGUAAUUCCAGGAACAAUUCGCCACGGCCGGGGGGGCGACAGGACACUGACUACACGCCUGGUGGUAUGCCAGCUGGGCAACAACGUGGUCUGCCGCCCCUCCCAAGAACUCAACAGCAAGGGUCCGCAGCAGCAUUUGUCCCUGAACGAAAUCGCCGAACCAAUAAGAAAAAACCUACUUUACCAGAGCGCCUGCGCAACGUGAACAUCGAACCUUCUCAGUCUGUAUCACAACCAUCCCAACACCAAUCGAGGAAAAAUUCAUUUAAGCCAAAUGAAGCAAAUACCUCCAACACACAUGUGGAGGCCCACGAAGAUUACCCAUCCUCACAUUUCCAACCUUAUUCCUCUGAUGAGCAGAAUCACGCCGAUUCACAGAAGCGGGAAUUUCUCUCAUCCUUGGAAUAUCCAGCUUGGCAAGCUUAUGAGAAAGGAGAGCCUUAUGACUGCGUUGAGCGAGCAAGAAAGCAGCAAGAGAGUUCUGUUCCGCAACGGCCUUCCGGCUUGCGCCAAAUACCAGGUCACGGCAUUGGCCAAGUCGCCAGCCAUGACGCAGGCUCUGAAACACGCCAAGUCUCAGGCCAGCGCGUAGAAGAAGUUCUGACAAACAACUCGGGUGACAGUGCGGGCCACGAGGACGACCGUGCUUCCGACCACAACAUGGACGAUGCAGAAUUACCUUUGGGAAAUAUCGGACUCCAGGACUCAAACGGAGUUCUCACUCGCACCACUACCCAAGUCCAAGGCCAAACAUCAGUGCAAAUCCUACGUCGCAGCUCGGCACACACUAUAGGCCAUAGCUGGGGACCAGUCCCAGGCCACGGCAUCGGGCAAGUCCCAGCGCACCACAGCACCAGCGAAAUCGUGGGCCAUGGCGGUCGCCACGUACCAAGGAGGGGGAUGGGUGCACCCAAUGCAGAUGAAACGAGUUAUCCCCGCCAUCGAUUCAACCCACCGCAAGAAGCACACCAUGUGCAGUCAUACCAACCGCAACAUGUACGCAAAUAUCCUCCCCCAAUGGAUGACCAGCAACAUUUUCACGGCCCACGAUCGCAACAUGGGCACCCCUACAAGAGAGGCCACCAACAUCAGCCAUAUCGAAUGCAUCACCACUUUCCGCAGCAGUACUGGCGUCCAAUGUUCGUGGCACCUUUCAAUAGAGGAACUGUUCAGCAAAACCGCCCACAGAACAGAAGAGCUUUUCAGUUUGAUUGUUCGACCCCAGCAUUCGUUCCCCAGUUCCCAGGGAAUCGCCAACUUGAGCUUGAUAUUUUGGCCCAGACGCCAUGA
Eimeria maxima is the source of this 3324-nucleotide messenger RNA. Its product is annotated as CAM kinase, CDPK family, putative. Gene Ontology annotation, molecular function: calcium ion binding; ATP binding; calcium-dependent protein serine/threonine kinase activity. Gene Ontology annotation, biological process: peptidyl-serine phosphorylation; intracellular signal transduction; protein autophosphorylation. The transcript is spliced from 21 exons. Gene Ontology annotation, cellular component: cytoplasm; nucleus. Lineage: Eukaryota; Apicomplexa; Conoidasida; Eucoccidiorida; Eimeriidae. The coding region runs from base 1 to 3324 and encodes 1107 amino acids. The record is from RefSeq and is a predicted model, not a curated record.